Molecule: messenger RNA, 1954 nt
Organism: Dalotia coriaria
Lineage: Eukaryota; Metazoa; Arthropoda; Insecta; Coleoptera; Staphylinidae
Product: ataxin-10-like
Exons: 6
Coding region: 576-1925 (449 amino acids)
Biological process (GO): neuron projection development
Cellular component (GO): cytosol
Source: RefSeq, a predicted model, not a curated record
UUAUCUUUUAACUAUAAAUACCCAGCAAUCUGCAAUAGUUGAUAUCAUAGUAAUCUGAACAUCCAGAGCAAUCAUUUCUAUCAGAAAACCAAAACCAAAUCUACAAAAAUGAAAUUCACUUAUUGCUUCGUCCUCAUCGCAAUGGUUGCCUGCGCUUUGUUGGGCUUUGCCUCAGCAUCCCCGGUACCUGAACCUGACCAACCAGCCCAUGUUCAUCCAGCUGGUCAAGCUCAUGGACCUGCAUGCAGGCGCUCAACCACGGCUGCCCCCCCGGCUGCUCCCACGACCCCUGCUGUUUAGAUUCCUGACCAGCUAAACAAGAACCAAAUGAUGUCUUUUGAUUAGGAAAAUGUAGUUUAGUUAAUUCGAUUUUGUGCGCACAAAAUUAAAAUCUGACAGAAAAUAAAUAGAAUUCAUAAAUAAUAAAUGCUCACUUUUAUUUUACUUACUUAAAAACUCUGUUCACAAACCUUGAAACAACUUGAAUAAUUUCAAAUUUAACCUAUAAUGCACACACCAAUAAACUCAGCAUCCAGAAGCAAAUGUUUUGAUUUUAUUUAUGCUUAGCAGUGGAAAUGGUGGAAACCAUGGAUCCAAAUAAAAUAAAACAAAUUCAACUUGAAAAUGAUAAAGGCAAACUCUUAGCUAGUUUAAAACAGUCAUAUAUCUUGGAAAUUCUUAACAAUGAGCCUCAAUCUUUAAAUGCUACUAUUGAGGAUGUAGAGUUAUUGAAUGAUACAAUUCUAAAGGCUCAUAGCACAUCAAAUCACUUGCUACUUAAAGAAGCUAUCAGAUGUUUAAGAAACUGUGCAAUCAAAAACAUAGACAUAAAAUACCAAAUAUUGGCUGCCAAUUCUUCAAAAACACAACUCAUAAUUAUUUAUCAAGAUAUUUUAAGCAAUGAAAAGUACCCAGUUGCUUUAAAAAAUGUUUUGCUUACAUUCCUAAUUAAUAUUUGUAUUGGCAACAAGGAUAAUGCAAAGAUAAUAUGGACUUCAUUAGAUUUUAAAGUGUAUAUUGAAAACAAGGACUUAUCUGAUAAAAUGUUUGCUCUUGCUUACAAUAUCUUUUUGGUUAAUGAUGAGCUCACCGUUGAUUUAGACUUGUUAAUGAUUUUACUAAAAGAAGAGAAUAAUGAAUUUGCUCACUUUUUGUUGGAUUUAUUCAUCAAAAAUGGUACAGUGUUCAAGUACUAUGAUGAUAUCAAAGAUGUCCAAUAUAGGAUAUUAAUUUUACAACAAUUAAAAGAGUUACAACAUAAAAAGGAACUAAUUUCUUGGACAAAAAAGAAUGUUGAAUUGUUAACAUCACAUUUCAAAAAAACAUCAGAUUGUAUACUGAAGACAGUUGCUGAUUAUAUUAACCAGAUUGAACCAUUUGAGGUUUCCCUUUUGUCUGAUGUGAUUGCUUCUCUAAGUUCAGAUGAACAGUGCCUGAGAUUUAUUCAAUACGACCGUAGCUUACUGAUUAACUGCGCAUUUUUAUUGAAGUCUAUACAUGACGCUGGAAAAGAAGGAAAUAAUCAUUUUGCACCGAUUGGGAAGUUGUCUAAGGUUGAGGAUAUGGGAGGAGACAUCAAAGAGCAUCCAGCUUUUGGUUUUCGAGUUAAUAUGAUAAGAAUACUGGGAAAUAUGGCGUGGAAAAUGAGAUGUAAUCAAGAUGAAAUACGAGAAUUAGAUGUUAUUCCUUUACUUCUGGAUUGUUGCAAUAUAGACGGGAGGAAUCCAUUUAUAAUUCAAUGGGUAGUAUUUGCAAUCCGCAACAUCUUAGAGAACAACAUAGAGAAUCAAAAAAUCAUUGCUUCUUUAAAUAAGCAAGGAGCUCUUGAUUCAGCUGUUCUGAAUGAACUGGGAUUGACACUGCAUGAUGAUGGUCCCAACAGUAUCAAUAUAGCACCGCUUAAUUUGAAUGGGAACAAUAAAUAAAUAAAUAAAAACAUAGAUUAUAUUUUAAA